Messenger RNA from Ilex paraguariensis (yerba mate), 2573 nucleotides. The record is from the annotation of a GenBank genome assembly. Lineage: Eukaryota; Viridiplantae; Streptophyta; Magnoliopsida; Aquifoliales; Aquifoliaceae.
CUAGACGCUUCCCAAUCACCGGAGUUUCCAAAGCCUUAUCUUCUAAAACCCUAGUUACGUUUCAUUGUCUCCUUCGCUCUACUAGCUGUUUUCAGGCGCUUCGCCACUGUUUGAGGUUCUAGCAAUUACCUGGUUGUUGGUAGCAAAUGGCAUCAACCCUCACCACCAUCUCUUCUAUUUUCGUGUCUCCAUGUGGCCUUUCUCUGGAUAAAAAAUGUACAAAUUCUGCAGACAAUUUGGCAUCAUUUGCUUCAAUAUCUAUAAGUUCUUUCAGAGAUAGAAAAGGAAAUGUUUUGCAAAAAAGAUAUUCUCCUAAAGUCAGGGCAAUGGCCAAAGAAUUGCAUUUCAACAAAGAUGGUUCUGCUAUUAAGAAGCUGCAGGCCGGUGUUAACAAGCUUGCAGAUCUAGUGGGGGUUACUCUUGGUCCAAAAGGAAGGAAUGUGGUUUUAGAGAGCAAGUAUGGCUCCCCUAAAAUUGUUAAUGAUGGUGUAACUGUAGCUAAAGAGGUUGAAUUGGAGGACCCUGUUGAGAAUAUUGGUGCUAAGUUGGUGAGACAAGCUGCUUCUAAGACCAAUGAUUUGGCUGGAGAUGGGACGACUACAUCUGUAGUUCUGGCACAAGGAUUGAUUACUGAAGGUGUUAAGGUGGUGGCGGCUGGUGCGAAUCCUAUUCAGAUUACACGGGGUAUUGAGAAAACAACUAAAUCCCUGGUGGCUGAGCUUAAGUUAAUGUCGAAAGAGGUUGAAGACAGUGAACUAGCAGAUGUCGCUGCAGUUAGUGCAGGAAACAACUAUGAAGUGGGAAAUAUGAUAGCUGAAGCCAUGAGUAAAGUGGGGAGGAAAGGUGUGGUGACUCUUGAAGAAGGCAGGAGUUCCGAGAACAGUCUUUAUGUUGUGGAAGGCAUGCAAUUUGACCGUGGCUAUAUUUCUCCUUACUUUGUCACUGACAGCGAGAAAAUGGCUGUUGAGUAUGAGAAUUGCAAGCUGCUUCUGGUUGACAAAAAGAUAACAACUGCAAGGGAUUUAAUUAAUGUAUUGGAAGAUGCAAUUAAGGGAGGGUACCCAGUGUUAAUAGUUGCAGAAGACAUUGAGCAGGAAGCUCUUGCUACUCUUGUUGUGAACAAGCUUAGAGGGGCAUUAAAGAUUGCCGCACUCAAAGCCCCUGGAUUUGGAGAGCGCAAGAGCCAAUAUCUAGAUGAUAUUGCUAUCCUUACUGGAGGAACUGUGAUAAGAGAUGAGGUUGGGUUAUCUCUUGACAAGGCUGGAAAUGAGGUUUUGGGUCAUGCUGCAAAAGUGGUGGUCACCAAGGAUACAACAACAAUUGUUGGUGAUGGCAGCACCCAGGAAGCAGUAAACAAACGGGUUGCACAGAUCAAAAACCUUGUUGAGGCAGCUGAGCAAGACUAUGAAAAAGAGAAGCUUAAUGAAAGAAUUGCAAAACUCUCAGGUGGUGUUGCUGUUAUUCAGGUUGGGGCACAGACAGAAACAGAACUUAAGGAAAAAAAAUUGAGAGUGGAGGAUGCACUUAAUGCCACAAAGGCAGCUGUUGAGGAAGGCAUUGUGGUGGGUGGUGGGUGUACUCUAUUGCGGCUUGCAGCAAAAGUUGAUGCCAUUAAAGAUACUCUUGAUAAUGAUGAGCAGAAGGUGGGAGCUGAUAUUGUUAAGCGGGCAUUGCGCUACCCAAUGAAGCUAAUUGCCAAGAAUGCCGGUGUUAAUGGAAGUGUUGUGAUUGAGAAGGUGCUGACUAGUGACAACGCCAAGUAUGGGUACAAUGCUGCAACAGGAGGAUAUGAGGACCUAAUGGCUGCUGGUAUAAUUGAUCCCACAAAGGUGGUAAGAUGUUGCUUGGAGCAUGCUGCUUCAGUUGCAAAGACCUUCCUUACAUCAGAUGCCGUGGUGGUUGAAAUUAAGGAGCCCGAAACUAUGGCUGCUGGGAACCCCAUGGAUAAUUCAGGUUUUGGGUACUGAGUUGCUAUAGCCUUUAGGCUUGCGGCUUGAAUAAAUGUAUACCAUGAUUGGUUCUACUCUAUCUUUCUAAAGGGACUAGAGAUGGUAUCCUUGUGAGAACAAAGGCUCGAGUCUUUUCAACUGCAAUACUUGUUUAGAGAAUGCUCAUUGCCUGAGUUGCUCGAUGAGAGAUCUUUGAAUUUUUUACCUUUUAUUUUUUUGGUCACUGUUGAACAUGAUAGAAAUGAUCAAAUUCUGGCAAUGUAGUUUGAGUUGAGGUUGAAUUGGGCUCUGGAUUUUGACUUUUUGUACGUUUUUAGUGUAAUUAAGGAUGUGUUGGUACACUGCCUAGUAGUCUCUUUUAUUCUCUGCUAUCAAAGUUGAACCAAUGCCUACCGGUAGGUGGUAGAUCAUAAGAGCAGCCUAAGCUUAAACAAAUUUUGAUACUAUAACUGUAUAACAACGCUCCAUACAGAGAAGGAUCAGCUGCAUUUGAUUGCAAUUCAUCUAUGGCUCAAAACGGAUUAAUCUUACUUUGUAUCUCGAAAGAUAUUUUGAUGUUUAAUUUGUACCUUUAAACAUUAAAAAUUUUAGUUUGUGCUUUCAAUGUUAUGAAUUGGUGAUAAU